AACAAUUUCAACACUCCCAACCUAUCCCUCCCAACACAACCUGUAAAGGCUGUCCUUCAGACUCUGUGCCUACGAUCGAGGCACUGAAUACUCAGGAAGGGCACAGUGGCCAGGACCCAGAGCCAGGACACAAUUGCAUCCAGCCUCGUUUCAAGACCCAAAAGAAACCAUACAUUGGACGAGCAUUCACAAUGAAGUCCACGAUAUCACUGACGCUUGCCAACCGAUCUCCGAAACAGCCCAUCAGGAAGCUGCCUCCUUCCAUUGAGAUUCCCGACGAUGCCACAGUUGAGGAUGCCAAGAUCAUAGUUGCACGGCAAGCUGGAAUUAGAGACUACAAUCGCAUUGGCCUCUUCGAUUCUACCACCAAGAAGAUCCUCAAGAACCGGAAGGCUUUGGUGCGAGACCACGAAACAGUUCUCUCAUCUGGCCAACUCUUGGUAAAAGACCUUGGACCCCAAAUCGCCUGGCGGACAGUGUAUCUUGUCGAGUAUUUUGGACCCAUUCUAUUCCACUUCCUCAUCGUCGCCAUUCGGCCAUAUAUCUACCGGAUUCCGCCGUAUGUCUACAAGAGUGAGGCCGAAACCCCAGUCACACAGGUCCAAUGGCUCCUAUUUGCCAUGUUCCAGCUUCAUUUUGCCAAGCGUGAGCUAGAGACCAUGUUUCUUCACAAGUUCUCAGCAAAUACAAUGCCUGCCAGGAACAUAUUCCGCAACUCGGCUUUCUACUGGCUCCUCGCCGGCUUGUUGUCGGCGUUUGACAUUUAUGCGCCGCAAUCACUUUCUGCUCGGCAGGAGCUUGGCCCCAUAGACUAUCUGGGUAUUGCCCUCUACGUCUAUGGCGAGGUGUGCAACUUCCUCGUCCACAAGCACCUCGCCAGCUUGCGGUCGCAGGGCGGAACCGAGAAGGGCAUUCCAAACUGCAUUGGCAGCAAUCUCGUAACGUGCCCGAACUACAUGUUCGAAGUCGUCGCCUGGACUGGUGUCAUUUUGGUCAGUCGCAGUUGGGCGGUUGUCGUGUUUAUCGCUGCUGGCACCACCUACAUGCGCGGCUGGUCCAAGGACAAGGAGAAGGCUCUGCGGCAACACUUUGGCGACAAGUACAAGAAGAAGAGGUACACGAUGCUUCCUGGACUGAUCUAAGCAUCGCAGGGACGUCCUAUCUUUGUCGGUACGACCGGCUAUCUGAACUCGUGCCUGGCAUCAUCAUGUCGAGAGGAGCGUAUGUGUGACCGACUCGAGUCAUGACCAAGAGCUUAUGGAGCUUGUAUUACUAGCAUAGUCAACUAUUGUAAUAAGAGCCGAAGGGCACUAUGAGCAAAGCA
This is a messenger RNA of Phialemonium atrogriseum, 1324 nucleotides long. RefSeq names its product 3-oxo-5-alpha-steroid 4-dehydrogenase-domain-containing protein. NCBI's taxonomy places the organism in Eukaryota, Fungi, Ascomycota, Sordariomycetes, Cephalothecales, Cephalothecaceae. Bases 192 to 1142 code for a protein of 316 amino acids. The transcript is spliced from 3 exons. The record is from RefSeq and is a predicted model, not a curated record. Gene Ontology annotation, biological process: very long-chain fatty acid biosynthetic process. Gene Ontology annotation, molecular function: oxidoreductase activity, acting on the CH-CH group of donors.